UUUUGGGCAGAACCAGAACCUGCAGCUACUGAGCAUGCUCCGUGUUUCUACAGGUGCAGAUGCCCCGCCCACUCCAACACUUUCCACCAAGGUGUGGGAGGGGCCAGCUGCUCCGGCAGGAAGACGGACUACGCCUUCGAGAUGGCCAGUUCCAACAUCCGAUACGGACCCGGAGUCAGCAGAGAAAUCGGCAUGGACCUGCAGAACCUUGGAGCCAAAAACGUGUGCCUGAUGACCGACCAGAACCUCGCCCGCCUCCCUCCUAUGAAGGCCGUCCUCGAGUCUUUGACCGCCAACAAAAUCACCUUCAAAGUCUUUGACAACAUCCGAGUAGAGCCUACAGACUCCAGUUUCAAGGAGGCCAUCUCCUUUGCUAAGAAGGACUCGUUCGACGUGUUUGUGGCGGUGGGCGGCGGCUCGGUGAUGGACACCUGUAAGGCUGCCAACCUGUAUUCCUGUCAUCCUGAAGCUGACUUCUUGGACUUCGUCAACGCUCCGAUCGGAAAAGGCCGACCAGUGACCAAAGCUCUGAAGCCGCUGAUCGCAGUUCCGACAACCGCCGGCACCGGGAGCGAGACCACUGGGGUGGCCAUCUUUGACUACGAGCCGCUGAAGGCUAAAACCGGUAUUGCUAGCAGAGCCAUCAGACCCACGCUGGGCAUCGUGGACCCCCUGCACACCCUCAGCAUGCCUGAACGGGUCGCCGCCAACAGCGGCUUCGACGUGUUGUGUCACGCCCUGGAGUCCUACACCGCCUUACCCUACCACCAGAGGGCGCCCUGUCCCACCGACCCCAUCCUCCGUCCCGCCUACCAGGGCAGCAACCCCAUCAGUGACGUGUGGUCGCGCCAUGCCCUGAACGUGGUGGCCAAGUUCAUGAAGAGGGCUGUGCGGGACCCGGAGGACCUUGAGGCCCGGUCCAGCAUGCACCUGGCUAGCGUGUUUGCAGGGAUCGGCUUUGGGAACGCCGGAGUCCAUCUGUGUCAUGGAAUGUCGUACCCGAUCGCUGGAAACGUGAAAAGCCACGCAGCGAGGGGCUACAGCGUGGAGCACCCCCUGGUGCCCCACGGCCUUUCCGUGGUCCUGACCUCUCCGGCCGUCUUCAGCUUCACUGCGCCAAUGUGCCCGGAGCGCCACCUGGAGGCUGCAGAGAUCCUGGGUGCAGACGUGCGGCGGGUGAAGCGUGAGGAUGCCGGGGAGGUUCUGGCCGACACGCUGCGGCAGUUCCUGUCCGACCUGCAGGUGGAGGACGGACUGAUGGCCGUGGGCUACAGCCGAGACGACAUCCCGGCUCUGGUGAAGGGAACCCUCCCUCAGGAGCGGGUCACCAAGCUGUCUCCGCGGGCGCACACCGAGGAGGACCUGAGCCAGCUGUUUGAAUCCUCCCUGAAGCUCUACUGACUACAGCCACCAGGGGGAGCUGCUGUCAGGGUGAACCUGAUGGCGACGGUUCCUCUGAUCUGAGAUCAGAACUUCAGAAGGAAAGAUUCUGGUUCUGAUGCUUCAGGCCUUUCAGUGAUUCUCAUAUUUAAUCGUUAGAUU
Messenger RNA from Cyprinodon variegatus (sheepshead minnow), 1542 nucleotides. RefSeq names its product alcohol dehydrogenase, iron containing 1 (gene adhfe1). Bases 142 to 1401 code for a protein of 419 amino acids. NCBI's taxonomy places the organism in Eukaryota, Metazoa, Chordata, Actinopteri, Cyprinodontiformes, Cyprinodontidae. Gene Ontology annotation, molecular function: alcohol dehydrogenase (NAD+) activity; metal ion binding. The transcript is spliced from 13 exons. The record is from RefSeq and is a predicted model, not a curated record. Gene Ontology annotation, cellular component: mitochondrion.